CGACGCAGGUUGCGGUUUAAACCCAUAACAGUUCGUUUAUCUCCAUAGGAACCAGAGGGGAAUCGGGGAACGAAUGCGUUGCUGGUUGCCAACCGGGCCCUCUCGUUGAGGCUACAGUUUGCUCCUACAAAUCUGUUCUAGGUGCUGUAGCUCUGUGUCUGCCUUCCUAUCGGAUGUACUGUGUAAUUAUCAACCCCACGCAGCUCCUUCACUCAGCGGCUGCUCGUUCACGGAAACUGCAGUCGUACGUCGUCCGGGGCGUCUUUUUGUAGUUUGAAGGGCAUGUCAGCAGGCUGCAGUUUCAGCCUAUGUAUGUCCUCGAUUAGACACGCGGCUUUGGGAGAUGUAGCCUGUCUGGUGAUAAACCUGUGGUCAGCAUCGCUCUAAGCCCACCUACCUGCCUGCGCCUCCUCUCCGCCAAUCCACCGACUGAGGAAGGAAAGAAGGAAGAAAAGGAGGGGAGAGAAGAGAUGCCGAUGGUGAUUCUGAGGUGGCAGCAUAGGAAAGUUCACUGUGUUUCUCUGUAACAGGGAGUGAGUCUUAUACAUUUUCCACCCAGACCUCGGACUGAACGACCCGUACCUGCACACAGGGUGUACCCAGCAGAACUGCCACGGACCUUCUCACAGAAGAACCCAAACAGAAAUGGACCAAGACAACUUGAGCCAAAGCCAGAGACAGGAAGAGGGGUCAAGAAGCAGAGCAGAGGCUUCAGCUCCAGCUCAAGCUUCAGCCUCAGAUGGAGUCAACGAUCCCACCGCCAGUCAGCCUCCGGUUCCCUCCAGGCCUCCGCGGCCCCAGAGAAGUCCCAGGAUUGAGGGAUCUGUAGAUAUUCCAGAACCCACAGUGGAAAACGUAACUGAGCCCAAAACUGAACCCGAAACCGAACCCGAAACCGAACCCGCUCCACAAACUAACGAGAAUGAGACCACUCCUGACAGCAGUCUGGAAAGCCAGCCCAGUUCCUCUAUCCAGACCGAAGAGCACAGCGAGCCGAGUGUCAAGGCGGGUCCUAAAGGUCCGGUCAGAGCUGCAUCCGUGCCCCAACCAUCUACUAGCAGAUCUGUAUCCUCUCACCUGAACCCGCAUGCGCAGAGAGCCCUGUCCUUGGCGGGCACCGCUGACUCUCUGCCUCAGGUUCAGGAGGAGUUCAGGGUGCACAUCAUCACCUGGAAUGUGGGCUCCGCCACGCCACCUGAUGACAUCACCACUCUGCUUGGACUGGACGUGGGAGACGGAAACACAGACAUGUACAUCAUCGGGCUGCAGGAGGUGAACUCCAUGAUUAACAAAAGGCUGAAAGAUGUCCUCUUCACAGACCAGUGGAGCGAGGUCUGCAUGGAGAGACUGAGCCCCUUUGGUUAUGUGCUGGUAACAUCCCAGCGAAUGCAGGGCCUGAUACUGCUGGUCUUUGCAAAAUACUACCAUCUGCCUUUCCUCCGUGGAGUCCAGACAGAGACCACCCGCACAGGAAUGGGGGGUUAUUGGGGGAAUAAAGGCGGCAUUAGCGCCCGAAUGACCGUGUUUGGCCACAGCAUCUGCUUCCUCAAUUGCCACCUGCCUGCUCACAUGGAAAACCAGGAAGAGCGUAUGGAGGACUUCGAGAGCAUCUUGCAGCAGCAGCAGUUUGAUAGCCAGGCAACCACUGGUGUUCUGGAUCAUGAUCUUGUGUUCUGGUUUGGGGAUCUUAAUUUCCGCAUUGAAAGUCUGGAUAUCCAAGUUGUGAAAUCAGCGAUCGAGAACAACAGAUACACCAUCUUGUGGGAGAAGGAUCAGCUAAACAUGACCAAAGACAGUGAGCCAGUGUUGGAGGGAUUCCAGGAGGGGCCGCUGAGAUUUCCUCCCACCUACAAGUUUGACGUUGGAACGAACACAUACGAUACAAGUGGGAAGAAGCGCACACCAGCUUGGACUGACCGCAUCUUGUGGCGCCUGAGGGCCACGGCUCCAGCUGCUCAGAAAGUGGGGAGGUGUGGUUCAGUGUCAGGGUUGACCAGCGGGAUCAGAGUGACGCAGCACUGCUACCGAAGCCACAUGGAGUACUUAGUCAGCGACCACAAGCCGGUGUCGUCCAUCUUUACCCUGGAGUUUCCAUUCAGGGUGGAUAUUCCUCUGGUCACUCUCACUGUGGAAGAUGAGUGGAAGAGUGCAGAAGAUGCAAAGGUGAUAUUCAAACUGAUGCCCAACUACCAUCGAAGUGGUUGGGACUGGAUUGGACUGUACAAGGUGGGUUUCAAGCACCAUAAAGAUUACGUGGGAUACAUGUGGGCUAAGCAUGAGGAGGAAAGUUAUUACACCCAGGAACAUCAGAUAAACUUUCCAGAUGAGGAAUUACCCAAAUUCUCAGGGGAUUUUAUCUUGGGUUACUAUAGCAACAGCAUGAACACCAUUGUGGGUGUAACAGAGCCAUUUCAGAUCCUGCUGCCCACUGUGGACGAUUCAGGCAGCUCUUCAGACAGCUCUGACUACAGCUCAGAAAAUGACAGCACUGUUGUUGUGAAGUUGUUGUCCCGGAGUCCAAGUAUGCAGCGCAGCAGCUUCAGCGACGGCCAGAAUCUCGACCGCAAGCAAAGCACAAGCCAGAGUUUCGACCGCAAGCAAAGCACAAGCCAGAGUCUCGACCGCAAGCAAAGCACAAGCCAGAGUCUCGACCGCAAGCAAAGCUCAAGCCAGAGCCUCGACCGCAAGCAAAGCACAAGCCAGAGUCUCAACCGCAAGCAAAGCACAAGCCAGAGUCUCGACCGCAAGGAAAGCCGCAGCCGCAGCCAUAGUGGCAGUCGUUCCGGGAAUGUCGCUGGCAGCCGCCCUGACAGCCCCUCUGGCAGACGCCCCAGCACCCACCCCAGCACCUGCCCUCGCAGCCCUACAGAGCCCAGUCUCACUGAUGGCACCGCUGCACAGAGCGAGCAAACGGGACAGCCAGCAGAGGGCAGCCACAGUCAUCCUUCUGGUCACGGGGCAACAGACAAAAACAAGGAGUGUUCAGGAAUGUGAUGCAACAAAAAGCCUGGCUGUUUUUACAGGUUAUAUAACCAACUGUUGUGUCUUUAUUUCAUACAGUCAAAACUCUGUAUGUUUUCUGUGAGGAAAAUAUACAGUUUAUAAUGCCAUCCUUUUCAGAAAUAGUCAUCUGGUUGGUUAAAAUGUUUCUACUUGCCGUUGAGUUGUGCGCUUGGCAUUUUUUUUUUUUUAUAUAUAUCUUUUACUCUGUCUGGUGUUUUCUCUACCUUUGUCCGUUCUCAGGUGUGGACAGUACAGGGAGCUGAUAACUCGCAUUUAGAUUUUCUCACAGAUUCACAGUUAUAAAGUGACACACACUCCAUCAUCACCUUUCACAACAAUAGUUGAUCUGCUGAGUCGUUGAGUCACAAUAGUUCAAAUCAGCAACAGAAAUGGAUAAAAAGUAAUUUAAUUAUUAUGUAAUAAUUUGACCUUAAGUCCUGAAGCAAAUCUAGCUUGUUAGCAGUGCGUUAUAAAAGUAUUUGUAUUUCCUGAACUUUUACACAUUUUAUCACAUUACAACAGCAAACUGCCAUUUAUUCAAGGCAGUUUGCUAUGUUAUUUAUUUGAUAUGUUAUUUUUUUACAAAUACUGUUUUCUAUUACCAUUCCUCAAUGCUUUAUUUUUCACAAACCACUUUUCCAUGUAAUUACACCUGCAACAGUAGUAGUGGAAAAAUUUAGUUUAGAGUUUCUGUUGAUAGCUGGGGAUAUUGUCCAAAUAUGAAUCGUAUAUCACACCUAGUUAUGAAAUGAUUUCUGAGUCGGGUUUAAGCUUGUAAUUCCUGCUUCUGGCUGGUUUCAUAAACUAUACGUCGUCGCUGCAUCACUCCAUUGACCUGCGAACCUGGCUUGUCCCUAUGCAAGUCAGUUAAUACAAGUCUGUGACUGCCUCACUUGCCUCAUCACAUCUGUCUUUUAACAAAACUUGGAGGCUUAGGCGACGCCUUAAUCUUAAUUCAGCGUGGAUUGAAAUGCUGGAAGGUGAGCCUGGCCCCAGUCUCACGUUUUUUUCGAGAACAAAAAACUUGAACUUUUGGGUUGAUUUGACCAGAGCACCAUCUUUCACAUGUUUUAUGUGUCCCAGACAUUAAUUUUGGCAAACUACUUAUGUCUUUAGGCUUCUUUAAAUGAUGUCUUCAUUUAUUUUCUUACUGCUUUUUGACUUGGUCCAGAUCUGUGGAGUCCACUUCUAAUAGUUUUUCUGUCAACAGAUUUGCCCAUCUGAACGGUGGAUCUCUGCAGCUCGUCCACAGUUACCAUAGGCCUCUCGACUGCUUCUCUGAUUAAUGUCCUCCAUAUCAGAUCUGUUACUCGGUGGAUGGCUUCAACUUGGUUGAAGUACAGUUUUGCUAUUCUUUGUUGAACAUGUUUUAAACAGUACUUUUUGAAAUGACCAAAACGUCACCAUAACCUUAACUCUGACCUGUCUAUGAUGUUCAGGUCUUCAUGAUGUUCCAUCAACUUUCUCUAGUGAACCUCUGAGGCUAUAAUUUCCCUCCCAGCUUGUCUUUGUGUAUCAUGAAAGGUCCCAAUAAAAUACCUUAAAUUUGCGUUUAAAACUAAAUGUGAAAUAGUUAAAGGGAUAUUAACACUGUAAUCUCAUUGCCAGCGUACAUCACCCACAGUACUAGUGUCUGAAAGCUGCUAAAGCUGCAUGACUUGGCUUGCUAAAAUGGAAAAAUGUUCAACACAGACGGUUGAGAUGGUUUCUCUGAGUCCUGAGCUGUAUUGCUUUCUGCAGCAAGAACAGCACAUCACAUCCCUGUGGACUCUGUGCAAUACUCUGAAGAUUCACAGAGUCUUAACAGUUUUCUACAAUCCUCAACACGCAUUAAAGCACUUUUGAAACUCGUUACCCCUUUGAUUAAAACUCAACUCUGUCCGGCCUCAGCACAAAUGUGUCUCAACUCUGUGUUUGCAUUCUCUGAGCACGUUGUCACACUUUUGAAAUCACAAUUCACUUAGUUAUCCAACAUGUUAAAAGGUCAGCGUGUCAUACUAUUAACUGGGGCCACUUAUAUUUGCAUGUAAAGACAUACACAAUUUCUAUCACACUUGCCUUGUGGUCCAUACUUUGACCCAUCAGUCAUAAAAUAUGCAGGGAGCACUUCAAAUUAUUUUUUUCAGAAGAGAUGCAUUCUUCUGAAUGGAUGCAUUAAAAUCAGAGAAAGCGGAUUGGAGGCAGUGAUUCAGGAAGCUCUCAGUCGCACAACACAUUCUAGUCUAAAGAGUAAGAGCGCGAGUGCCCUUAAAUUGAUGGCUGUACAGUCAAUAGCAGGAUGCUGCGGGUGUGGACGGAGGUGUUGGGUGUCACAGCGCAGCUGUCCCACCAGAACUGAUUGAGUAACCACUGACCAGGCCUGAACUACAGAGGUGAUAACUGCAGCAAUACCUGAGCUGAUCCAGUGCAACGCAUUUAUGCACACACACACACACACACACUCCUGAACUUCAUAGGAUUUAUUUUAAAAGCUUUUUAAGAGAACAAAAUUUCAUUGUUUUAAUUGGAUUUUAAGACUAUGUUAAAAUAAGAAAUAUUUAAAUCAUGUUUUUGCUCAAACUCUGAAGUUCAAUCUGGAAUAAUUUUAUGAAAGUGGGCAGGAAAUUUGCUGGAUUGACCUGCUGGAGAGAUUCUUAUGUACCUUUAAGUCCCAUCAAGCAAAGAUGCUUAACUGUAGAUUUACAUGACAGUGGGAAUACAGUAGAGUAAAUAAACUUUCCUUACUGAAUGUUUUAAUUUUAGAAAAUAUGAAAACAUUUUUUAUAUAUAUAUAGAGUUAAAGCUUUUUUCUUUCUUGCUCAGAUCUUUCCCUCUUUGAUCGUAUUAAUAAGAUGAUGACAACCGUAGUCUCAGUCGUGGUGUUUUAUAGUUUCUGUGUGAUCUCUGAUGCACCGUUUUAGACGUGUAACUUUGGUGCUGUUAGAGUAGGUCUGUGCUGUGGCCGUAAUUUGUGUGUGUAUGUCUGUAGUUAGUUGUUUGUGUAUGUGUUUUUCUGAAAGUGUGCGAGUGUGUGCGUUGGAUGACAGAUGUGUGGGCGUGUGUGUGUGUGUGUGUAUGAGUUACAGGGGCCGUGAAUGGGACUGGGGCUAUACUUGCAUGGUUUGCCUUUUGGACAUACCGUACAUUCCGGUACUGUUGUUUUUGUGCCGUAAAGUGCUGUUUUUGACUCUUCUUUGUCAUAUCUGUGACUGUGAAAAUUCUUAGAAAAACGUGGUAAAGACAGUAUGAAUUUUUGACAUCGAUAUUAAAUGUUAGUGCAAAAAAAAAUAUGGGUAGUUGAACUCAGAUAAAUUUGAGAUUAAAUUAAUCUUUCCAUGUAUUUUCCUGAUUUUUGAAAGGGAUUAAAAGAGCAACCUACUGGACGUUUCUUUGACAUGAAAAUCAAUUGUCCAGGUUUAGAUAAUUUAGAUGCAUUCAGUAUUGCAUUCAUGAAUGGUGACUAUUGUGAAAUCUUUGCUGAAUGUUCCUGUUUUGUAAUUGUGUAGGUUAAAGAUAGAAAAUAUGAGGUAUGUUGAGAAAUAUCAUACAUAUAUAUAAAUAUAUAUAUAUAUAUACACAUAAGAGACAAUCUAUACCAUAAAGAUUAUUUUACUUAAAUUAUGUAUUUAUUUUCUUAUUUAACUUAAAUUCUGCUGGCCAGUUACAGAGCUUUAUUUCAGGGCAAGUGUCCAAAUUAUAUCAGAGAUAAUUUAUUUUAUUUUUACUAUAGAGAUGAUUUCUUUCCAUUUUAGAAAAUUAAAACUUUUCUGUCAUAAGUGUAGAUGGUUUCGUCUACGUGUGUUUAAAUAAUUGAUUGAAUGACAACAAAAUUCUUAAAAACUGGAUUGCUGAUCUAUGAAAAUGUUUAAAUUCUGCGGUCAUAGCAUUUCUGAGGUUGUUUAUGAAUUUGUUGAUUUGUUUUCCAAUUACAAAUCUAGUAACACGAUCCAAAGGAAUAAAUUACGAUCUUUUGAA
This is a messenger RNA of Gambusia affinis (western mosquitofish), 6957 nucleotides long. It is a transcript of the gene inpp5jb, whose product is annotated as inositol polyphosphate-5-phosphatase Jb. The transcript has 13 exons. Gene Ontology annotation, cellular component: ruffle; plasma membrane; cytoplasm. Gene Ontology annotation, biological process: negative regulation of peptidyl-serine phosphorylation; phosphatidylinositol dephosphorylation. Lineage: Eukaryota; Metazoa; Chordata; Actinopteri; Cyprinodontiformes; Poeciliidae. The coding region runs from base 646 to 2994 and encodes 782 amino acids. The record is from RefSeq and is a predicted model, not a curated record. Gene Ontology annotation, molecular function: phosphatidylinositol-3,4,5-trisphosphate 5-phosphatase activity; phosphatidylinositol-4,5-bisphosphate 5-phosphatase activity.